AUGACGGACAGCACCGUAAGCACGAGCAGCAAUGCCCAACCGCAAUUGCGAACGCGAGCCGAGUGCCUUGCAAAUGGGCUGGUCCCAACGACAGUAGACGAGGACUUCGAAUGCUCCAUAUCCCUCUGCAACCCCGAUGAGCCCGUGAAAAUACCUUGUGGGCAUAUCUUCGAUAAAGUCUGUAUCGUACAGAAUCUCAACCAGCGUCGGGUAAACAAAUGUCCACUGUGCAGGAAAGAACUGUUUGCUUUGCCUAUGGAUGAGUCCUUGCGUCCUAACGCCGGCAGACAGGCUCUAGUCGGGCAGGCCGUGCAGAGAGUCUUUGCUAAUGUGGACCAGGGAAGUUCAAUGUAUCGUGCUUUAGGUUUCGAUGAGCCGACAGAAUCCGGUCUGGCUCGCGGUAUUGCUAACGCUCGAGUGUACCUUGUGCAUACACCAGAUCCGGCAAAUGGGCAAGCGAUCGGUCCAGCUAUCGUUCGGUCUGACUACCUGGCACCGAGAAUCGUAGCGAUGGCUAAUCUGAUCCCAGCCCUGGCGGCCCUAAGUGGACGUGGAUACAGUUCUAUGCAGCUUGCUCGCUGGUCAAGCAUCAUCGAUAUUCUGCGAGAGGACAUCGACGACAGAGAAGGUGACAUGCUCGAUGCAAUCUUCUUACCACGUCAACUGCGCGCUGCUAUUCGACGAGAGUUGAAAGAGGCUAGAUUGGACUGGCGACAGGACCCCUUCGCAGCUGCUGAGGUCAUACGCUACUGGUGUAAAUUGCUAGAUGCUGCGCUGACAAUCGACGCGAGCAGGACUAUCGCCUGCGUGUCCAAGCAGAGUGGGAAGCUCGACAACGAGCUCUGUGGCGUCAAAGGCAUCCUCGUGCGGCACGCUUGA
This is a messenger RNA of Recurvomyces mirabilis, 879 nucleotides long. RefSeq lists its product as uncharacterized. Gene Ontology annotation, molecular function: ubiquitin-protein transferase activity. Gene Ontology annotation, biological process: protein ubiquitination. NCBI's taxonomy places the organism in Eukaryota, Fungi, Ascomycota, Dothideomycetes, Mycosphaerellales, Teratosphaeriaceae. The transcript has 2 exons. The coding region runs from base 1 to 879 and encodes 292 amino acids. The record is from RefSeq and is a predicted model, not a curated record.